AGCGGGCGUUGUCAGAAGCAUUCUCUAUCUAGGACGGAGGUCAGUCGCAUAUCACCUAUGCGCAGCUUGCGCCUUCCAGUGACCGAUCCGCGUUGGAGCCGGGUCUGUCUUAUGGCAUGCACUGACAAGUCUGAGCGCUGGGCGCUGAGCACUCUGCCCGCUCCCAGGCGGACUUCGAAAACACUGGCAAGACCAACACAAGACUGAACUUCGUCCUAUAUUCAACGUUACAACUCCUGUGACCGCACUUUUUAUCAAGUUUUAAAGGGUAGGAGCCCACAAUUAUCAUGAUGGACGCAUCGCAGAGUCAGCAAAGUGCCGUAUCAGCGUUUUCGACUGCUAUGAUUGCGCGCAGCUCUUCACUGUUCUUACAUUCAGGCCCAAAGCCUCGCGCUCCAGCCACUGACCUCCCUACCGAGCUUCUUUUGAGGAUCUUCCGUCUCGUAUACGUGGAGAACAGAGCCAUGCAACUAGAAUCAUCCCAUUCUAACCGCUUGUGCGAAGACUGGACGCACGAAGAACCGCUCUCCCCUACUUUGUUUCCAUUUGCUGUCGCUGCAGUUUGUUCUCGCUGGUGUGAUGUCACGGCAAUUGUGCCCGAGUUUUGGACUCGGAUGACGGUUACGGUAGACAAAAAUCCUACCGAUAUCUCUGCAAUCCGAGCGUGUUUGCGGUGGUCUUGUUCGCUUCCGCUGGACAUCAUGGUGGCGCGCAACAUUAUUGACCAUGACACCCCUGAUGAGGUCGAGUGUCAGCGCGCCCAGAACAUCCGAGCGUUGCUACGACCUCACUGGGGCCGCAUCCGUCGUCUACACAUCUCGGUGUUGCACAGCGAUACACUUCCUUUCUUGUUCACCGAUCUUGACGGGCCUGCCAACUUAUUGCAGAGCCUCAAGCUGGCGAGCGCCAUCGACGAUGGAGAUUCCAAGCGAAAACAGCCUUCUCAUAGACCCCUAGUUGCGCCUGUAUUAGACACGCUGGACGUCAGCGGUCGCUGCUUCCAGGAUGGCUUACUACAAAAACCGGUUCAAAUCGCUUGUAUGAUAAGAAUCACAUCUGUAUCCAUCUCCCGUUACCGUCCUUUCAGCGCAGGCGCACAGGGGCUCUCGUUGUGGCAGACGCUCCGAACCCUUAGCGAGCUCCCCAUGCUCGACGACCUCAGUCUCUGUGACGUUCACUUUGAUAUAUACUCGGGCGUUGUGACCGGGCCUGCGUUUUCGCUCGGCCGUUUACACACUCUCGCAUUGGAGAAACUGGACAACAGUGAUGUUCUCAAACUUGUUUUUGCAGUCCUCAGAGCAGCCCACCUCUCGUCCACAAUAAUCACAGACUGUAAAGUCAACACCCUCACUCGCAUCUGCUACACCGACUACCUUACGUUCGAGAACAUGGACGCAUCCAAAAACUUCGUCAACGUGCUCCGUCAUUGGUCUGGGAGCAGUCUCACCCUUGACAAUUGUGCUUGCGUUGACGACGCAUAUUUCGACGCCAUGACUGGGCCUUUCGAGAGCAACUCGGAGGAGGAGCAUUAUAUGGCGCCCAGGAUGACGAAGUUGCGAGUGAAGAAUUGCAAUCGCUUCACUACUCACGCAUUGAGGGGAUUGAUCCAAGCGCGGGUACGUGCUGCGAGCGCCCCGCAAUGGGGUUUCUUGAAUCCGCUGGCAACCGACUCCGACGAAGAAGAUAUGCUCACGAUGAACACGAAAGCGAUAAACUGGCUGGAUGUCAGAGGUCGUGGGCCUGUGAUCACGGAGGUAGAUGCAGCGUGGUUGUCGGGGCGCGUCGGUAUGUUUAGCUGGGAUGCUUUGCAAUCAGAUGGGAAGAGGUAUGUGGUGGAGUAUUAAUCGAAGAAGGUGGUGGUCAAGUAGCAUUU
Messenger RNA from Suillus paluster, 1873 nucleotides. RefSeq lists its product as uncharacterized. The coding region runs from base 288 to 1844 and encodes 518 amino acids. The transcript is spliced from 3 exons. The record is from RefSeq and is a predicted model, not a curated record. Lineage: Eukaryota; Fungi; Basidiomycota; Agaricomycetes; Boletales; Suillaceae.